AUGGCAAACAAGCGGGGAAGAAGUGGAAAUGUGGUGAUGCAUUUCCAGCAUCCGGAUGGCUUCAAUCCAAAAGACAGGGUCUACAAAGCAUGCUGUUGUCAUUCGAAGACAUUUACGAUUUUUAUUGGAAUAUUCGAGAUUUUCACAAUUUGUUUUCUUCUUGUAGCUGUCCUUCCUGACGUCACGACCCGUGUCUGUGACAAACUCGGCAACCAAACCGAAAGUGAUGGACUUUUCGAGGAGUUCACAUUGGAGAACAUCACUUAUAUCAGCGCUGCUCUUUGUCACAACAACAUCACUUGUCUUGUUUGGGCGAUUCUGCAGAUAAUGACAGUGAUUGCAAUGUUUUAUGGAAUCAAAACCAUUCGCUACUGGUUUUUCAUCCCGCACUUCAUCUUCAGAGUCCUUUGCGUUUCGAUCCUUUGCACUGUUGAAACUUGGUUCAUCAUUCGUGCAACAGGGACCAAUGAGAACAUUGGCGCGUAUCUGACUACGAUUAUUGUGUUUGCCGUCAUCGUACUUGCUGCUCUUUAUGCAACGUGGAUUGAAGUUCGAUGUGCACAUUUUGUGAAACGAUCACGAGAUACUGGAUUCUCUAUCAGCGUGGCUCGUCCAGUGGGUCCGGCUACUAUAUCUCUCAGUGAAAAUCAAAAUGAGCAAGCUCCAGCUCCGCCGGUCGAGGGCAAGGUUCAACAAUUGAUCGGAUUCUUGGUUCAAAAAGAUGCAUCUGAGAUCGGAAACGAUUUUUCAUUCAAAGCCGAAGAUCCAGAGCGUGCCGAGUACUUCAAUACGAUGAUUGCCGAAGCGUUGACCAGUGUCUUCAAUGUGCCAUCAGAGCCAUCGGAUGUAGAGCCAUUGAACACCGUUCAAGAUAUUGUUGAUCGUAUUAAUAAUGCUUAA
Messenger RNA from Caenorhabditis briggsae, 900 nucleotides. Bases 1 to 900 code for a protein of 299 amino acids. The transcript has 7 exons. Lineage: Eukaryota; Metazoa; Nematoda; Chromadorea; Rhabditida; Rhabditidae. The record is from RefSeq and is a predicted model, not a curated record.